Molecule: messenger RNA, 1193 nt
Organism: Erpetoichthys calabaricus (reedfish)
Lineage: Eukaryota; Metazoa; Chordata; Cladistia; Polypteriformes; Polypteridae
Product: olfactory receptor 1-like
Exons: 2
Coding region: 103-1059 (318 amino acids)
Biological process (GO): G protein-coupled receptor signaling pathway
Cellular component (GO): membrane
Molecular function (GO): olfactory receptor activity; G protein-coupled receptor activity
Source: RefSeq, a predicted model, not a curated record
GGAAAGAGCUCAACAACUGGCAGUUUUUGGUUUUAUUUUUAACCUGAAGAGAAAAAAACGUUUAAUACAACAAGAAAAAGCUCAGGUUAAAGCUGAAGCUCCAUGAUGGUCAACAGUACAAAAGCCAUAUCUGACUUUGUACUGCACUGUGAAGUCAGUCGUGAUCAGCGAAGCAUCGCCACUGUAGGUCUGGUCAUCGUCUACUUGGCAACAGUCUUUGGAAACAUGCUGGUGAUCGUGGUGAUCAAACUGAACCAUCAGCUUCAUUCACCCAUGUAUAUCUUCAUCGGCACUUUAGCAGUGAUUGAUUUGUGCAGCAGCACUUUUAUAGUCCCAAAAAUGGUGGCCAUUAUUCAGUUUGAUGACUCCGUAAUAUUGUACGGAGUCUGCAUAGCUCAGAUGUAUGGCAUGUUGAAUAUGGAACUAAUGGUAACCUUUGUUUUGGCAUUUAUGGCCUUUGACCGUUUUGUUGCAGUCAUUUUUCCUCUGAGAUACCCUUCCAUUGUUACCAAAAAAAGGGUUUUGAUUUGUGUCUUGAUCUUACCUGUGUUUUCAUUUUUCAUCCUUUUUACUUAUUUGAUUUAUGCCACUGAGCUUUCUUUUUGUCGUACAAAUGUCCUUCCUUAUUGUUUGUGUGACUAUGCUAAAAUGGUAAUUGCGGCUUGCAAUGAAGAUCCCAAGUACUUGAGCCUUUUGUCCAACAUGUUUCUUGCACUUGGUGUUUGUCCUCUAGUAGUGGUUUUAUUUUCCUAUGUUAUCAUUUUUCAUGUGGCACUAAAAAUCAAAUCUGGGAACAGAAACAAUAAAGUCAUCAGCACCUGUGUCAGUCAUCUGUUGGUGGUGCUGCUUUUUUACAUUCCACCCUUGGCAUCCUAUGUCCUGCCACAGUCAGGGCUACAAGUGACGUCUGAAAAGUACAAUUUGAUUAGCAUUCUUAGCAAUGUGAUUCCACCAAUGCUGAAUCCGAUGAUCUACAGCUUCAAGAACAAGGACAUACAAGGUAGUGUUUAUAGAUUAUUCACGAGAAAGAGAUUAGCUGGUGAACCUGGAGACCACUGAAGAAACAUAUUGUGCUGAUCAAGAGAAUGGAUAUAAGCUUGCUUUCUAGAUUUGAAUAAAAGUGUUAUAUUACUUUCUAUAUGUCUUUAAUGUGUCAUGGGUUCAACCUCUGGCAUGGUCCCUGUGUUUACAGG